AAACUUGUCUUUCUCCCCAGGCUGUCUCCGGGCGGCUCAGUGCCGUGGGUCCCGCGGGCGUUCUGAUUCCUGUCGCCUGCCUCGGCGUGCAGAGAGGCUGCGCGGUUUCCAGCUAGGCCCAGGGUGUAAGAAAGUUUUUUUGUGAAGAAAUGGCCUCCAGCACUGGAAAUGAAAAGAGCGUGAAUCCUGUGCUCAGAAUAAGUCAACUUGAUGCUCUUGAACUAAACAAAGCCCUGGAACAACUAGUGUGGUCCCAGUUCACCAACUGUUUUCAUGGAUUUAAACCAGGGGUGUUGUCUCAUUUUGAACCAGAAGUAAAAGCAUUUUUAUGGCUUAUAAUAUGGAGAUUCACUAUCUAUUCCAAGAAUGCAACUGUGGGACAGGCUAUUCUGAAUAUUCAAUACAAGAAUAACUUAUCCCAGACAGAGAAAUACCAACCUCUGAGCAAACACCAGAAGUUAUGGUAUCUUAUUUUCACGGUUGGUGGAAGAUGGUUGGAAGAAAGGUGUUAUGAUUUAUUUAGCAAUCAUCAACUGCAAUCUUUCUGCAAAAUUAAGCAUUGUAUUAACUUUGCAGCUGGACUUACUAAACUUUGUGGACUUCUAAAUUUUCUGGUUUUUCUUCAGAAAGGAACAUAUGCAACACUUACAGAACGCAUUCUAGGAAUUAGGUCAGUUUUUUGCAAUCCACAAAGUGUUCGUCAGGUAGGAUUUGAAUACAUGAACAGGGAGCUUUUAUGGCAUGGCUUUGCUGAAUUUCUGAUCUAUCUGCUACCACUUAUUAAUGUACAGAAACUAAAACUUAAGUUUUUUUCUUGGUGUUUGCCUAUUGCAGGUCUUUCCAAUAGUGAAAACACAUUAGCAGCUCACUGCAAGGAAUGUUCACUAUGUGGGGAAUGGCCUACCAUGCCUCAUACCAUAGGCUGUUCGCAUGUUUUUUGUUACUACUGUAUUAAAAGUAACUAUUUAUUUGAUAUGUAUUUUACAUGUCCUAAAUGUGGCUCAGAGGUACACAGUCUUCAGCCACUGAAAUAUAAAAUUGAAAUGACAGAAUUGCAUGCCUGAUAUGGGGUUGAUUUGGUUUUAUACUGUACAUGAAAUAUUAUGUUGCAGAGGUUAAUGGAAAAAUUCAGAAAUUAUUGUAAACAGACAGCUCAAAGGUUGUUUUGGAGGCUCUGCAGUUUGUUGUAACAUAUGUCUUUACUGGUCUUAGGUUUUUACUGAGUAACAGUGCCAUCUUGCCUCUCUGAAGGAAGGAAGUGAAAGGAGUUCACCACCUCUUCUAUUCUCUCAUUCUAGUUUGGUACCCCUGUGUUGUCAAGUCAUUCCUUCUUAGAUCUAGAGUCUGUCAGCCUGCCACUUCCUCACUGCAUGUCUCUCAAAGAUGGAGAAGAUGCCCAGUAAGCUUUUACCCAUUUUGUGGAUUUUCUCAAGCUUCUUGUAAAAGCUUCUGCAAUUACUAUUUACCUAGGAGAUGGAUUUAGUGAGAAAGUGAUCCUUGUCAUGCCUAAAGAAUAAUUUUAAAUUUUAAUAUUUUAAAUUUGAAUUCCCAGUGUCAUGUUCCACUGCAAAAAAGGAAAGGUGUAAGAUAAUUGUCAUCUCAGAAGGUUGUUAAUAGUUUUCAUCAUAUUCAGCUGCCAUAACAGGACAUACUCUUUCUCUAACUCAGUUAUCAAUAGACGAUAAGCUUUAAGUGAUCCAUCUGGUAGGCAGAUAGAUACUAUGUAGUUAACAGGUGCCUAAAGAGAAAUAACCACUUCCUGUGCAAAUACACUGCACCUUCUAGAUCUUCAUGAGGUCACUGAACGCAUUUUCUCACUCAAUGUUAGUGAUCUUCAGUGACCCAUGUAUGACCAGCUCCUAAUUCUUCCCUAUAAAGCUGAGGGGCACAGUCCAUCAUCCAUUGGAAUGCGGCAGCUGCCCAAGCUGCCUAAGUGCAUUCCUCUGAGUCAGAGACACGGAGAAAACUGUUUACUCACAAGAUGCUGUCUUUGGGACUUGCCACUCUUCUUUGGUGUAGUCAAGGUGGGUGCCAAACCUCACUAACAGCUCGCUACCACACAGAAAAAAGAUCCAGCACAGCUAUGUGGAUGUAGACAUAUUAAAAAAAUAGGUAACUCUUCCUGUUUUUUACUAUUACUAUUUGCUUUCUCUGUUGGCUUUGCAAUGUUUUUGUUAUUCCCUGUUUUAACACUUCAUCCAUUUAUUCUCUGACCUGGUUUUAAAGAUUUAAUUUUUUCACAAUUGCAGUCCCAUUUUAACAGGAAGUUUUACCCAGAAGUGCCUCAUUAACACAAAAAUACAUUGCAUCCUUUUUUGGCACUUAAGUCAAAUUCUCAAAAACUUACACAGUUGAAUUGAGUAAAUCACUUUAUGGUGGUUGUGUUCUUGAUUGGUUAUCAUCAAUAGUCCCAAAAAUAGUAUGGUAACAACUGAUCCAAUAUCUUUGAUCUACUUUUAUAAAAUGGUUUAUUACAUUCUUCAAUGUCUGAUUAAAACAACCCACCAGCCUGUUUGUUUGAAGAUCUUAGAUUUUAGGUUUUGAUCUUUAGAGUGACACACAACGCUUUCAUCUGAUGCAAUUAAAUAUAGUUAGCAGGCUCAUAAGUAUCUGUGGGCAGCCCAAAACUUCAUUAAUUCUGCUACUGUUCUGUGAGUCAACAGAGACUUCAGAGCAACUGCUUCCAGAUACUGUGCUGCAAUAUAUUAUUUGCCAUCAAAUGUGUAUAUCAGCAGCCUGCCAAAUUUCUGUUACUCGCAGUUGCCAUUUGAACCAGCAGGUACAAAUCUGUCUUUAUUAGAGGUAUCAAAACUGGCGAGUCUGUUGGAGAAUAUCCUGGAGUCACUUGCUGGUCCUGAAGUGAUUCUGUUUGAGUUGUCCCUGCACAUCACUUAAUAGCUCUUCCCAAAGAAAUGUAUUUGCAAUCC
Molecule: messenger RNA, 2927 nt
Organism: Egretta garzetta (little egret)
Lineage: Eukaryota; Metazoa; Chordata; Aves; Pelecaniformes; Ardeidae
Gene: PEX2
Product: peroxisomal biogenesis factor 2
Exons: 2
Coding region: 150-1064 (304 amino acids)
Biological process (GO): protein import into peroxisome matrix
Cellular component (GO): peroxisomal membrane
Molecular function (GO): zinc ion binding
Source: RefSeq, a predicted model, not a curated record